Molecule: messenger RNA, 2556 nt
Organism: Rhipicephalus sanguineus (brown dog tick)
Lineage: Eukaryota; Metazoa; Arthropoda; Arachnida; Ixodida; Ixodidae
Product: intracellular coagulation inhibitor 1
Exons: 3
Coding region: 239-1435 (398 amino acids)
Molecular function (GO): serine-type endopeptidase inhibitor activity
Source: RefSeq, a predicted model, not a curated record
UCCAACCGUUUCGAAGCCUCCGCGAGGCAGAAAAAAACCGGUCCGUUUCGAUUAUCGUCCGUAAGCGCGCGACGCUACCGGCUGUACGCCCAGCAAUUCACGCCUGGGCGUCGGCUACUGGACAUCGCAAGCCCCCAGCCCUGCGCACACGGGACCUGGGCUCGAGUGAAACGUCUCCAGCGCACUACCAGCACAGACAACCAAGGCAGCGACAGCGUCAAAGACAAACCGUUCCAGAAUGCAGUUCACGGUGGUGAUGGGGGUCAUCCUGAUGGGGGCCGUCGACGCUGCCACUCCGUCAUCAGACGCCCUCAGGGUGAUGAUCGCGAACAACGAUCUCGCUCUCCGACUUCUUCCGCUGCUGUCGACGUCCCAGCUGAGAAACGUCUUCUACUCACCGUACAGCGUGUUGACGGCCCUCGCCAUGGUUCACGCCGGCGCGGACUCCCUGACGCUGGUUGAGCUCCACUUGGCCCUCAGGUACGGCUUAAUGGGGCUCGAUGAGGACAAGGUCGUGGGCGCGCAUGCCGACUUCACUCGACACCUGCUCGCGCCGUCCAACUCGACGCUCAAGGUUGCCAACGCCGCGGUCCUGGACCAGAAGCUGAACGCCCUGCCGUCCUACUUGAACGCGUUAAAGAACGGCUUCGCGGCGGAGCUUCUCAAGGCCGACUUCACCGGAGACGAGCGGGCGGCCCUGAACACUAUCAAUUCGUGGGUGAGCCAGAAGACGCAGCAGAAGAUUAGUAAGUUGUUCGACGAACCACUGCCUAGCUUCACCAAACUGGUGCUCCUGAACGCCAUCUACUUCAAGGGAACGUGGCUCAGCAAGUUUGACCGGUCGAAAACGGCCAAGGCCCCUUUCUACACGGCCGAUGGCCGCUCGACAAGCGUCGACACUAUGCAGGGCAUUGUCAAGGCGGCAUACGCCUACGUCAGGGACUUGGAGGCUACUGUGUUGGAACUGCCUUACACCGGUCUCGACUACAGCAUGAUUAUACUGCUUCCCCGAAACGGGUCCAGCGUCGAAGUGCUAAAGAGAAAGCUGAAUGGAACGGCACUAGCGAGCGCUAGGGCCAAGCUCCGCGAAACCAGAAUUAAACUUCACCUUCCGAGGUUUAAGCUGGAAGAGAAAUACGAUAUGAAAGAGGUGCUGCGCAAGUUGGAAGUCACGAGGAUGUUCAACGCGGGCGAAGCGGACCUGUCCCGAAUCAACGGCGAAAAGUCGCUCUUCGUGGACCAGGUGAUGCACAAGGCUGUGGUGGAGGUGAAUGAGGAAGGCAGCGAGGCAGCCGCCGCCACCGGCGUCACCAUCAACACACGCACCAUAACCGGUCCCAGCGAGUUACACGUCGACCGGCCGUUCCUCUUCUCCAUUGAAAGCAAGCGCAUAUGGAGCAUGAUCUUCGUUGGACAAGUGAACUACAUCGAAUGAGAGCGUAUACGCGUGCUGGCACUAAGGCGACAGGUUUUCCCACUCGUAACGAACGACUGCAGCUUUGGUUUCUGGUUAUAGACACAAUACUUUGUCCAUCGCGUGCCUUUGUUCAAUGUUCUUGUUCAUUGUAUCUCUCUUCUAUGUCUUUUCAUGUGUAUUUCACUGGAUCAACGCAGGUAUCUCACUAUAUCUAUCUCCCUGGAUCGACACAUGCGAUCGUCGUACUCAUACUCUGCCUACUUUUGGUUAGCUUAACUCCCUCUGUAACAUUGAAGCGCACCAUGCAAAAUCAAAAUGCACAAGGAAGCACCGACUUCCACAUUACGUUACGUUUCAUGUCAAGCGGCCCAAAUAAGAAAGAAGUUCAGUGGGACAUGGAAGCUUGAAGAAAUACGGGGUGUUGCAGGAGCCGACGUUUCGAGAAGUGGCCUUGCCUUCUUGAAGAAGACCUCUUUUCGAAACGUCGGCUACUGCGACACUCCGUGUUCAAAGAUUUUUUUUUCAUUUCAUGUCACGCUAUGUCAUUUUACUCUUGAAAUAUCAACCACAAAGCCCCAGCUCUCCAUAUUGCGCAAAACGAGCAUUGCCCAGGAAAGCCUUCAAUGAUGGGUGUCUUCCUGGAGAUAGGAUGAUCCGGUCGAGGUGAAGAUAUACCCGAUAUUAAUACCUAGCGUAGCAGUUUGUCGAUGUAAUCAAUGCUUGAAAGCUCCGUGACUCAUUUCGAUCCCAGAGAAUGACCUUUCAGUGUUCAAUGCGUCGAAAGCGGACCAUGUGUCGUGGAACUCUAGCCAUGUGCUUAGUAAAUAUUUCUUUGCUUGGAGAAAGCUGGGCUCUUGUUAGGCUGCCAAAGUUACGAAAUGUCGUUAGUCUUGAGCACUAAAGAAAGAGAGAGAGCGAGAGUGAGAAAGGCGAAGCGGCGGUUUGAGAGUAUUCCUUCAGAUCCAGCCGCUGGUCGCGCGAUAUUUUAGCUUUUAUCUGCUUAUUUCGAAUUAAGCAUGUGGCAUCUCCAACAUGUUCAUCACCUGUUACCUGACUGGUCCAGACACAUCCCACGUAGACGGAAAUUCCAAUAGGAGACCCGUUUACCGGAUUCACAUCGAAGAAGAAGGAGAAUAACU